Chlorella variabilis is the source of this 870-nucleotide messenger RNA. RefSeq lists its product as hypothetical. Lineage: Eukaryota; Viridiplantae; Chlorophyta; Trebouxiophyceae; Chlorellales; Chlorellaceae. The record is from RefSeq and is a predicted model, not a curated record. Bases 1 to 870 code for a protein of 289 amino acids. The transcript has 9 exons.
AUGCAGCCAGCUGCUCGCUGGUCCGCUGUGGCGGCAGGCUGCCCCAACAUCGCCGCCACCCUCAAGCUUCAAAACCAGCGGCGGGCGCAGCACAGGACUCCCUCGCUGACGUGGGACGCCGGCCUGGCGGCCAGCGCCCAGGCCUAUGCCAACCAGUGCGUGUGGAGCACUGUAGGCUCACCCGGCAGCAAUUGGCAGGGGGACACACCGCCGCUGUAUGGAGAGAACAGGUUCUAUUCCUAUGGACGCAACUUCCCAAUCCUCAACAUGGAUGUGUGCACCUACGCUAUCCACGAGUGGUAUCAUCAGAUCACGAACUACCGGUUUGAGCAGCCAGGGCGGCGCUGGUACUCCGACGUAGACACCAACCCCCUGACGCAGCUGCUGUGGGGCGAGACGCGGAAGGUGGGGUGCGGCUACGCCAAGUGCGCCCCGCUGGCCAACAUGCCGCAGCAGGGCUGGGCGCAGGCCGACUUUGUGGUCUGCCACUACCAGGUUGCCGGCAACUUCUACUGGGCCGACGAUCCCAGCAACCCAGACUACAGCCCCUAUGCCGGCAACGUGAAGCGCGCCACCUGCCAGGCCAACACCCGGGACGACUGGUGCUCCGCCUGCGGCCGCCAGGGCGCCACCUGGGCCUGCACCGCCUGCUUCCCGCGCAUGGCGCUGCACCAGAAGCCGGUCAUCCGGCUGGAUGCUGCCAGCAAGAGGUGCGUCAGCGACUGCAUGCCUGGGCAGCCGACCUCGCUCAACUGUGCGGCUUGCACGGUGGAGGGCACGUGCAUGCGCUGCAAGACCGGCUGGCUGUUUGACACCGCCAAGAGGUUCUGCUCCGUGGCGGCCCGCAAGCCCAAGUCUGGGCGGAGAUGA